This is a messenger RNA of Antrostomus carolinensis (chuck-will's-widow), 1286 nucleotides long. RefSeq names its product ring finger protein 170 (gene RNF170). The transcript is spliced from 7 exons. Gene Ontology annotation, molecular function: ubiquitin protein ligase activity. Bases 61 to 831 code for a protein of 256 amino acids. The record is from RefSeq and is a predicted model, not a curated record. NCBI's taxonomy places the organism in Eukaryota, Metazoa, Chordata, Aves, Caprimulgiformes, Caprimulgidae.
AAUGUGCCUCAAAGACCACUGACCUCAGACCUUGCAGAAACGUGCUUUACCAGGGCUGUGAUGGCCAGUCACCAAGCAGAAGUUCAGAGUUUGAAGCUAGAUAAUGAUUCAGUUAUAGAAGGAAUAAGUGACCAGGUACUGGUGGCAGUUGUGCUCAGUUUCACUUUCAUUGCUGCUCUGGUAUAUACGCUUUUAAGAAAUGAACAUCAGAACAUACACCCAGAAAAUCAAGAGCUAGUGCGAGCUCUUCGUCAGCAGCUUCAAACUGAGCAGGAUGCUUCUGCUGGUGAUAGACAUCGCUUCUAUACAGAUAUGUCCUGUCCAGUCUGUUUGCAACAGGCUACAUUUCCUAUAGAAACAAACUGUGGACAUCUCUUCUGUGGUUCCUGCAUUAUUGCCUACUGGAGAUACGGCUCAUGGCUUGGUGCCAUCCGUUGUCCAAUCUGCAGACAAACGGUAACAUUGUUUUUACCACUCUUUGGUGAAGAUCAGCAGGAUGCAACCCAAGUAUUUCAAGAUGUUAAUGACUACAAUCGGAGAUUCUCGGGACAGCCCAGAUCUAUUAUGGAAAGAAUUAUGGAUCUGCCCACAUUAUUACGGCAUGCUUUCAGGGAGAUGUUUUCUGUUGGGGGCCUCUUCUGGAUGUUUCGCAUCAGAAUAUUCCUCUGCUUGCUUGGAGCCUUACUCUACCUGGCUUCACCUCUGGAUUUUCUUCCUGAAGCCCUCUUUGGAAUUUUGGGGUUCUUAGAUGAUUUCUUUGUAAUUUUUCUUCUGCUGAUAUAUAUCUCUAUCAUGUACCGGGAAGUGGUAACACAGCGGCUGAAUAGAUGAAAUGGACAAAAAUUACCCAAAUGCAGAGGUGGUUGUGGAAUGUUUUAAGAAGAGAACUAUAACAUAAGUAUGGUAAAGCAAGAUGCCUGUGUACAGUUGCACUAGUAACAAUUUAAUAGCUGGUCAUCUUAUACAAAUAUGAAGGGUUAGUAUGUGGUGAUGCUUAACUGGAAUCUUUAAUUUGUGUAUUACAUAAGCUUCAUAAGGAUGAGGUUAGUUAUAUAAUGUAAUAAGCUACCUUCAUCUACUCCUACCUGAUGAGCAGCUGUAUCUAAUCAAAGCAGGAAACAGCUUUUUGGUGUGUGGUUUUUGAAAAAGGAGUUCUAGUAAAGGAAGGACUUCUAACAAAAAAUCUGUUUGGGUAAUCUAGACAUGUAUAAGGAAAUUCAGAAAUUCUUGACAGUACAGUUACCACAGUUAAAUUAUUUAAUGUCUCCCUGGUUUAGCCUAGAGUU